Messenger RNA from Arabis nemorensis, 5793 nucleotides. Lineage: Eukaryota; Viridiplantae; Streptophyta; Magnoliopsida; Brassicales; Brassicaceae. The record is from the annotation of a GenBank genome assembly.
AUGAAGAAGUCAUCGCAAAUGGAACUCGAUCUCAAUUCGUUCCUCGUAUCUGACUCCGACUCCGAAUCCGAUUUGGAUUCUUCCUCCGUUCCUCACCGUACAGUCGACGAAAUUCUCAACGCGUCUAGCUCUUCAUCUCCGUCAUCUUCUCCUCCGCCGUUAGUUAGCAGCCGGCGGAAUCAAAACGAUCCGACUCGUCGCUUAUCAGAAGCCCUUUCUAACGUUUCGGUUAGACCUGAAUCUGAAAUAAUUCGCGGGUUUCCGACGCGGCGAAAUUCGGCAUCGACUUCUUCUUCGUUGAGACAGUUGCCUUUACCGUCGCUAUUUGCAGGAGUACGGUCGAAUGUGAAGCCAGGUGCGGCGCUUGCGGCGGCUGUUGCUGCUUCUAGAUUGGUUCCUACGCCUCACGCUGCUAUAAUCAAGUCAAGGAGAGCUAGCAGUGCGAGUAGCGAGUUGCUGCAUCAGGUUUUGGGCACUGGAGAAUCCGUUUCGAAUCCAGAUGAAGAAGAUCAAGAAGUUUUGUCUUCUAAUGGAGAUUCUGUUGUUGGAGUUGCUGCUGGAUCUGUUUCUGUGGAUGAAUUUCGUUCUUUCGGUGAAGAAUCUCGGUUGGAGGAUGAUGAUUAUGGAGUUCCGGUUGUUGCAAGUAAAGAAAACGAAGAUAAAGUAAUGGAAGUCCAAGCUAGUGAUAUUACUGAGACCUUAGUUGAUACCUGUGAAUAUGAGGCAAAGUCUAAGCCUGACUUAGUCUCUGCAGAACAAGAGACGCCAAGCGCAGGAGAAACCGGAAAUGCUGAUGUGGAUGAUAGCCUCAAAGAUGACACAAUGUUUGUCGCUUCUUUGGUGGAUUCUGAUGGGAAGUGCUUUCCUUAUUCUCUAUCAGUUGAUGAUAAGGUAAGCAAUGAUGAGAACUUAAGUGUUGGAGGUGCUAAGAGUGAUGAUUCAGAUGUAGUGAUACCGGAUUCUAAAGUAGAGGAAGAAGAGGGAGGUGAUGCUUUAAUUCGUGAUGAUGGAAGCUCGAUGUCUGGUAUUUCAGAGCUUGUAGAAGAGAGGAUUGGGGAGUUGGAAAAAGAAAGGAUGAGUAAAAGAGAGAAACUAAAAUCGCGGUCUUUUAGGAAGCAGCUUGUCUUAGCUGAAGAGUUUGAGAAGAAACAAGCAUAUACUGGUUUGCAUUGGGAGGAAGGGGCUGCUGCUCAGCCAAUGAGACUUGAGGGUGUUAAGGUCGGUUCGACGAAUUUGGGUUACUUUGAUGUUGACGCUGACAAUCUCAUCAGUCGAACCAUUUCAUCCCAGGCAUUUAAGCGAGACCAUGGUUCUCCUCAGGUUUUCGCUGUUCAUUUGAAUUUUAUUGCAGUGGGUACGUCCAAGGGGGUCAUCGUUGUUGUACCAAGUAAAUAUUCUUCUGAUACUGCAGAUCAAAUGGAAUCAAAGAUGAUUUGGCUUGGUUUACAAGGAGAAAGAUCCCAGUCCCCGGUUACCUCAGUUUGCUUCAAUCAGUUGGGGGGACUCCUGCUAGCCGGUUAUUAUGAUGGACAUGUUACAGUUUGGGACGUGCAGAGAGCAUCAAUAGCAAAAGUGAUCACUGAGCACACUGCACCAGUAGUAUAUGCCUUUUUUCUUGGCCGGGAUUCCCAGGGUUCUCGCCAAUUUAAAGUAAUUACAAGUGAUACCAAGGGUGUUGUUUUCAAACAUACUUUCUCUUGGACUCUGCUGUUGAACAUGUACUCAGUAAAAACACAGUGUCUUCUCGAUGGACAGAAAAAUGGAACAGUCCUCUCGGCAUCACCUCUGCCUGAUGAAAUUAGUGGAAGCUCCUUGGUCUCUUCUAAGGGGGGUAACACUGCAGUUCCAUCCAGCAGUAUAACUAGCAUGAUGGGAGGUGUUGUUGGGGUUGAUUCGAGUUGGAAGCUCUUUAAUGAGGAUUCACCUUCAGAUGAAGAAGGUGUUGUCAUAUUUGCCACCUAUCAAACUGGACUAGUGGUAAAGCUUAUUCCAACUUUGGAGGUGUAUGCACAACUUCCUAGGCCAGAAGGGGUUCGGGAGGGUUCCAUGCCAUACACUGCCUGGAAACGCUCAAUGGAAAGUUCUUCUAAGGAGGCAGAAGAUAGGGUUUCUUUUCUUGCCAUUGCUUGGGAUCGUAGAGUUCAAGUUGCCAAGUUGGUAAAAUCAGACCUAAAGGAAUAUGCCAAAUGGUCACUUGACAGUGCAGCUAUUGGCGUGGUUUGGCUGGAUGACCAGUUGCUGGUGAUCCCAACUGUGACGGGCCAUUUGUAUCUUUUCACAAGAGAUGGUGUGGUAAUUCACCAAACGAACUUUUCUGUGGGUGGUUCUUCAGGGAAUGACCUGAUUGCCUAUCAUACUUACUUUACGAAUGUCUUUGGAAAUCCUGAGAAAGCUUAUCACAAUUCUGUGGGUGUCAGAGGGGCUUCAGUAUACAUUCUCGGGAAUGCACAUCUUGUUAUCUCCAGACUUUUGCCAUGGAAGGAACGGGUUGAUGUUUUAAGGAGAGGAGGUGACUGGAUGGGUGCUUUUAACAUGGCAAUGUCACUUUUUAAUGGGCAAGCUCAUGGGGUUGUUGACCUUCCCAAAACUGUGGACGCCAUUAGGGAAGCGAUAGCACCCAGUUUAGCAGAGUUGCUACUUUCCUAUGUAGAUGAAGUAUUUUCUUAUAUCUCAAUAGCAUUUUCCAAUCAGAAUGAGAAAAAUGGAGUAACUCAUGAGCCAACCAGUGGAACCGACAGUGUCAACUUAGAGAUAGAAGAACAAUACAAUCGUGUUGGUGGUGUUGCCGUUGAAUUCUGUGUUCAUAUUAACAGGAUGGAUUUGCUCUUUGAUGAGAUAUUUUCCAGAUUUGUGGCUGUACAACAAAGAGAUACAUUUUUGGAGCUCUUGGAGCCUUAUAUUUUAAAAGAUAUGCUUGGAUCUCUUCCUCCAGAGAUUAUGCAAGCGCUGGUAGAACAUUAUAGUAAGAAAGGAUGGCUGCAAAGAAUUGAGCAGUGUGUUCUUCACAUGGAUAUUUCUUCCCUAGAUUUCAAUCAGGUUGUCAGAAUUUGCCGUGAGCAUGGGCUUUAUGGUGCCUUGCUCUAUCUUUUCAACAAAGGGUUGGAUGAUUUUAGGUCACCUCUGGAGGAGCUCUUGAUUGUCUUACUGAACAGUGAGAGACAAAGGGCUACAGCCAUUGGGUACCGGAUGCUCGUUUAUCUAAAGUACUGCUUUCUUGGUUUGGCUUUUCCACCAGGACAUGGAACUCUGAAUCCUACACGCUUGCCAUCUCUUAGGACCGAGCUGAUUCAGUUUCUACUGGAGAAAUCAAACACCCGUGAUUCUAGUACAUGCGUAACAUCACGAUGCAUUUACUUGAACCUCUACCAUCUGCUAGAGAUGGAUACUGAAGCCACUUUAGAUGUCCUAAGAUAUGCAUUUGCAGAAAAUGAAACGGUGAAUCAUGAGAAUCAUCUGCUGGAGUCCGGUGAAGGAAGUUUAGAGUCCAAGACUGAUGGCAGUAUGCCCGAAGUUAGAUGUAACGAUAUGCUGAUCCAGACUCUGCUAGAUGCUCUAGUUCAUGUUCUUGAUGGGGGCGUAAGUCAACCUGAUGAAUCUGGCGUUCCAGAUGAUUCAAAAUCAGAUAAGAAAUGGCCCUCCAAGGAAGAUACAAGUCAUGUAUUUGAGUUUGUUGCAUAUUAUGCAGCACGUGGUAGAGUUAGUAUUCCCAAGAGCGUAUUGGCACAGAUUUUAGACUAUUUAACAUCAGAUCACAUUCUUCCUAUAUAUAAUCGGUCUCCUAAAAUGAGAGAGAACCAACUACUAAACCUUCUGAAAGCUGUACCGGAAUCUGAUUGGGAUGUGGCUUAUGUAUCGCAGCUUUGUGAGAAGGCACAUUUUUAUCAGGUUUGUGGCUAUAUUCAUACUAUCGGUCAACGAUAUGUUGCUGCUUUAGAUAGCUACAUGCAAGAAGCAGAUGAGCCCAUACAUUCGUUUUGCUAUGUGAACAAGAUGCUGUCACAGUUGAGUGGAGAUGAAUUCACUGCCUUUCAAUCUGCAGUAAUUUCUAGGAUUCCUGAGCUCCUCGAAUUAAGCAGAGAAGGAACAUUCUUCCUGAUCAUUGAUAAUCUGAAAGACAACAUAAAACGCAUUCAAGAGCAGCUCCAUUCUCAUCCAAGAAGCUUGUUCCUUUAUCUCAAGACUGUCAUUGAGGUUCACUUGUCUGGGACUAUUGAUUUUUCUCGUCUAAGAAAACAUGAAGCUGUUGACUUCGGUGAAAAAUUUACGAGUGGUAUGCCCAAAGAGACUGAAAUAUAUUUGGAAGGACUUAAUGGCUUUCCCAAAUUCAUCGAAGAUAAUCCAGUCAGUGUGACUGAUGACAUGAUUGAGCUUUACUUGGAGCUAUUAUGCAAGUACGAACCGAAGUCAGUCUUGAGAUUCCUGGAAACCUUUGAUAGCUACAGGGUGGAACACUGUCUACGCCUCUGUCAGGAAUAUGAAAUUAUAGACGCAGCAGCAUUUCUCUUGGAGAGGGUGGGUGAUGCAGCAAGUGCUUUGUCACUUACACUCUCUGGACUCAAUGAAAAAUUUGUCGAGCUUGAAAAUGCGGUGGAAUGCCUAAUGCCAGAAUUAAAGUUGAGUGCUAGUGAAGGAGCCAGCUUGGAACAAUUCAGUAGUGCACUAGAGUUGAAGGAGGUACAUGACAUACAAGGCGUUUUGCAAGCCUGUAUAGGAUUGUGUCAACGCAACACUCCUCGUCUUAAUCCUGAGGAGUCAGAGAUUCUUUGGUUUCGCUUUCUUGACACUUUCUGUGAACCUAUGAUGGAUUCAUAUCGAGAACCGAGGAACGUCAAAGAAAUAAACAAAGGUCCUGUAGGUGCUAAAUCAUUGGAACUUCAUGUCAAUGAACCAGAUGUUGCAAUCAAGUGGAGGAUUCCAAGAUCAGAUAAGGCAGGUACACUCAUCCUGAGGAAGCUCGUGUUUCAGUUCAUCAAAGAGAUUGUCGAAGGAAUGAUAGGAUAUGUUCGUCUUCCAACAAUCAUGUCAAAACUCCUCUCUGACAACGGUUCUCAAGAGUUUGGUGAUUUUAAACUUACAAUAUUGGGAAUGCUUGGAACUUAUGGCUUUGAGCGGAGAAUACUGGAUACUGCAAAGUCCUUGAUCGAAGAAGAUACAUUCUAUACCAUGAGCUUACUCAAGAAAGGUGCUUCUCACGGGUACGCACCCAGAAGUUUACUUUGUUGUAUAUGCAAUUGUCCUCUCACCAAGACAUUCUCUACUCUUCGUGUACGUGUUUUCAACUGUGGCCACGCAAAUCAUAUUCAAUGUGAAUCGUCAGAGAAUGAGACGUCAUCAUCAUUAUCUAUUCACGUCUCUUCAUCAGGCUGUCCUGUUUGUAUGCCAAAGAAGACCACACAAAGUUCUUCUAAAGGUAAAUCAUUCUACAUAGAUUAUGGACUGAUAAGCACAGUUUCGACAAACACCGGGACGACUUCACAUCGCGCUUCACCUUACUCACACGAGAAUGAAAUGACCGAUCAUUCUCAUGGCCAGCAAUUAUCACGGUUUGAAAUCCUAACAAACCUUCAGAAAGAUCAGAGAUUGGUACAGAUUGAGAGCUUGCCUCGGUUAAGGCUUGCACCUCCGGCUGUGUACCAUGAAAAAGUGAGCAGAGUCUCAGGUUUUACGCCUGGAGAGAGUAGCGGUAAAGACUCGAAACCUGUAAAACCAUCCCAAAGCAAGAAAAUUAAAGCAAAAGGAUCCAUUUUUCGGUCAAGACUCGCUUUAGGAAGAGACAAGACGAGCAGAAGAUGA